GCCCUGGACAACGACUACUAUUGUAGCUGCCCAAAAGGAUUUUCCGGUCGAAAUUGUGAGAAUCAAGAGGCUUGCGCCUUACGACCCUGCGAGAAUCAAGGGAUCUGCCACGAGGUAGCCGGAGGAUACAGAUGCGACUGUCCAAAUGGGUUUAUCGGAGAACGUUGUGAGGUAAGUAACCUGCAAAACUCCUCUCAUUCACAACUGCCAACAAGCUGGAAUCUCGGUAUGGGGCGAUUUUCCGUCUUAGCAGUCAAUCGGAUCUUAAUACUCAUCGCGAAGGCGAUACAGAUCCGAUUUCACGGCUUUAUUACAAAUUAA
Messenger RNA from Protopolystoma xenopodis, 321 nucleotides. The record is from the annotation of a GenBank genome assembly. Lineage: Eukaryota; Metazoa; Platyhelminthes; Monogenea; Polystomatidea; Polystomatidae.